AUGAGAAGGGCAUCAGUAGCUCUUCCACGCUUAGGAGGCCCCUCUAAGCUUCCCUCUGUGAGGGCUUACUCCAAAUCGGCCUCUCCUCCGGCUUCACCGCCAGCUAAUGCUCGACUUCGAUUCGCCCCUUCUCCGACCGGUUUCUUGCAUCUAGGCGGACUACGAACAGCUCUGUUCAACCACUUGUUGGCGAGGAAGUGGAAGGGCAAGUGGAUAUUACGCAUCGAGGACACAGAUCAGACGAGGCUGGUUCCUGGUGCGGUAGACUCGUUGCGAAGCACGCUAGAAUGGGCAGGACUAGACUAUGAUGAAGGCGUCGGAGCCGGUGGCUCAAAAGGCCCAUACGUCCAGUCCGAACGAGUCGAUCUAUAUCGCCAUCAUGCACAGUAUCUGCUGGGCCAUGAUCACGCGUACGAAUGCUUCUGCUCGCCCUCUGAGCUCCAAGAGAUCAGGGUGCAGCUCGUCAAGCAGGGACAUAGGCAUGCGUACGACGGUCGGUGUAGACAUCUCACGGACGAGGACCGGACUCGGCGGAAACAGGCGGGGCAUAAGUAUGUCGUCCGUGUCAAGGACCCGAUAAAUGUCGGCCAAAUACCGGCAGAUCUGAUAUACGGGGAUGUACAGUUCCCGCCAUUAGCAGCAGCGGACGACUUUGUCCUGCUGAAGUCUGAUGGGUGGCCGACGUACCAUCUAGCGAGCGUGGUAGACGAUCACGCGAUGGAAAUAUCGCACGUGCUACGAGGAGAGGAAUGGCUGCCAUCCGUACCCAAGCAUCAUGCGCUAUAUCGUGCAUUCGGUUGGACACCACCUGGCUUUGCUCACCUGCCGUUGCUUGUAAACGCGGAUGGUACCAAACUCAGCAAGCGGACGGGAGAUGUUCGGGUUGAGCAUUACCGAGACAAGGGGUACGAACCCGAAGCUCUGCUCAACUUUCUCGCUCUGAUGGGAUGGGACCACCACUCCGCACUAGAGGAACUCGCUCAGCGGCAGCAGCAGAUCGCCUCGGCCUCAGGCACCUCUGCUACCCGCGCAGACUCUCACUCCUACUACGACCUCUUUACUCCCGGCCAGCUCAUCGCGGCAUUCUCCAUCGAACAUAUCAACCACCGAAAGGCGGCAGUCAACAUGUCCAAGCUGGACUUCAUCAAUAAGCUUACCUUGCGCCGGAAAGCAGGUCGGCUGGGCGAUGAUGGCGUCUUGGUCGAGAAGGGGAAGGAGGGCCUGGAAGCUCAGGAGAGGGCAGAGAUGGUGACUAGGUUACAAGGGAUGCUGAGGGAGCAGAAGGUAUUGAAGGGGAAUGCUCUGGUGGAGGAUCUGGACUACGUCGAGAAGGUCUUCGACGCUGAGCUAGCCCGAACGGUGCUUCUGAAAGACAUGAGCACGUCGUCAAUCUUCUUCUUCCUCGACCCGGACUUCUCAGCUGUCGAGACUUCAGAGAUGCUCAAGACCGUGAACCCAGUCCUAUACGGUAAUAUGGUCGAGCACAUUGUGCGCGAGCUGGAGAAACGCCUAUCUGAGGGGACAGGCGUGUUGACAGAGGAUUUCGGCUGGGCAGCUAUCAACUCUGUUCUGCGGGAAAAUCAGGUCCAGGCGAGGAUGGAGCUGUUGACGCCCAUGCGGCAUGCUCUGACGGGUCGCCGCAAGGGGCCAAGUGUACCUGCGGUGAUGGCUGUCCUAGGGGCAAGACGAACGCUGGAUCGCUUGGAAGCAGGACUGGUGCAUGUCAGGCAGCUGACGCGAGGGAGUAUUUAG
Messenger RNA from Dioszegia hungarica, 1752 nucleotides. RefSeq lists its product as uncharacterized. Gene Ontology annotation, molecular function: ATP binding; tRNA binding; glutamate-tRNA ligase activity. Gene Ontology annotation, biological process: glutamyl-tRNA aminoacylation. Bases 1 to 1752 code for a protein of 583 amino acids. Lineage: Eukaryota; Fungi; Basidiomycota; Tremellomycetes; Tremellales; Bulleribasidiaceae. The transcript has 13 exons. The record is from RefSeq and is a predicted model, not a curated record.